AUGUAUAUUUCAGGUGGUAAUAAUGCCACGAUUGUCAUUCAUGAAUUUGUCCUUCUGGGUUUCCUGUGUAGCCGAGAAGUAGAAAUUCUCCUUUUCAUUUUUUUCUCUAUCGUCUACAUCCUGACAUUGUUGGGUAAUAGUGCUAUUAUCUGUGCUGUGUGGUGGGACCAGCGACUCCAUACUCCCAUGUAUACAUUACUGGCCAACUUCUCUUUCUUGGAGAUCUGCUACAUUAAUUCCAAUGUGCCUAAUAUGUUACUCAAUUUUCUCUCUAAGACAAAAACCAUCUCCUAUAAUGGCUGCAUCCUACAGUUCUACGUCUUCCUCUCUCUUUGUGCCACAGAACUUUUCUUCUUGGCCCUCAUGGCAUUUGACAGAUAUGUUGCCAUCUGCCAUCCACUACACUAUCCCAUCAUAAUGACCAAAAAAGUCUGUGGAGCCCUUGUCUCUGCCUGUUGGAUGGGUGGCUUCCUCUGGUUAGUGACACCUGCCACUCUUAUUUCCCGAGUUCCAUUUUGUGGUUCAAAUGUCAUUGAUCACUACCUGUGCGAUCUGGGGGCAAUGCUGGCUGUAUCAUGUGUACCAGUCCCUAAGACAACUCUGACUUGCAGCACUUUUAGUGCUGUGAUAUUGCUAGCUACUUUGUUCUAUAUCCUUGUGUCCUAUACUCUGGUCCUUCAAGCUGUGUUUCAGGUUCCCAAAGGUUCAGGUAGGAGAAAAGCCUUCUCCACAUGUGCCUCCCACCUACUAUUGGUGUCCCUAUUUUAUGGCUCAGUCAUGGUGAUGUAUGUAAGCCCUGGGGCAGCCAAUCAGCCUGGCCUGCAGAAAUUUGUGACUAUGUUCUAUUCAAUUGCAACUCCACUGUUAAACCCUCUGAUCUACAGCCUCAGGAAUAAGGAGAUGAAGAUUUCCUUGAGAAAAUUCUUCUGUAAAGUUUAA
Molecule: messenger RNA, 939 nt
Organism: Chinchilla lanigera (long-tailed chinchilla)
Lineage: Eukaryota; Metazoa; Chordata; Mammalia; Rodentia; Chinchillidae
Product: olfactory receptor 11G2-like
Exons: 1
Coding region: 1-939 (312 amino acids)
Biological process (GO): G protein-coupled receptor signaling pathway
Cellular component (GO): membrane
Molecular function (GO): G protein-coupled receptor activity; olfactory receptor activity
Source: RefSeq, a predicted model, not a curated record